UGUUUCAUUUCAAUCUUAUGCUGCUGCAUACACUGUGAUAUCUAUUCUGAUAGAGCGGGUUUCAAUCUUAUGCGGCAUACACUGUGAUUCUUGCUAUCUUUCUGCCUUUCUUCUGUCACCAUUUGGCUGUGGAGACUGGAGAUAGAUUACUUCUUGCAUUUUCAAUUACCCUAACUUGUCUGAUUCUUCAAAAAAAAAAAAAAAAGAUGGAUCCAAAACCAAACUCACUAUCAGCACCUAGGUGGCUUGUUCCUGGCACCCUGGUUGCACACGAAGUCGUGGAUGAACCCACGAGCCACCACAGAUCUGGCUCUGCCCUGGGGGUCAAGCUGGUUCUGUACCAGCUACUUGGACCUUGGAGAAAAUUGGCAGAGAGAUCUCUCCUCCCGAUGACCUCGCCUGUGAUCACAUAUGGGUCACUAGGGUGCUCGAGCCGCAGACGAGGUAGCCGGAUAGCUUGGGAGGCAAGGGGGGAGUAAGCAGCAAAUGGAAAUGGCUACUACAAAACUUGAUCGGCUUUAUCCCCAGGUCAAUGCUGAAGCUGGACAUGAGUAUGAAGUGUUUUUGAGCUUCAGGGGACCAGACAAUCGCAAUGAGUUCACUGACAACCUAUAUCAUCGUCUGAAAGAUGCAGGAGUACAAACCUUCAGGGAUGAUGAAGAGCUCCGUGUCGGAGAAGAGAUCGGGCCUGAGCUCAUGAGGGCAAUAAAGCAGUCAAAAAUCUCCAUACCCAUCUUCUCAAAGGGCUAUGCUUCGAGUAAGUGGUGUCUCAAGGAGGUGGCGGAGAUGAUGAAGCACAAGGAUGAGACGAAGCACAUGAUCCUGCCCAUUUUCUUAGACAUUACGCCAGAUGAAGUUCAGCACCAAACUGGGAAUUUUGGUGAAGCCUUUGCCCAGCACAAGGAAAAGUACAACUUCAAGACUGUUCAGGAGUGGAGGGAUGCUCUCCAAAAGGUUGUGAAACUGAAAGGGUUGGAACUCGAGAAAGAGGCAAAUGGGAAACAUGGAGUAUUCAUUAAAAAGGUGCUUGCAAGGGUUCUCAUCAGUUUGAAGAAGGCUUCUUUGGAUGUCAAUGACAUCUUGGUUGGAAUCGAUCACCAUGUCGAAGCUAUCAAGACGACAUUGCAGGAGGUUAAUGAAGCAGUUGUUCAAAUUGUUGGCAUAUGGGGCAUGGGCGGUAUUGGGAAAACAACUCUUGCAAAAGUUGUCUACAACCAACUGGUGGGUCAAUUUAAUUAUUUUUGCUUCCUUGAUGACAUUCGAGAAACAUCCUCACAGCCCAAGGGUCUUCAGUACUUGCAAAGCAAGCUACUUUCCGACAUCUUAAAAUGUGAGCGUGAAGAGUUCGCGAAUACGGAUGAAGGAACCAAGCAACUCAAGUACAGGCUCCGUCACAAGAAAGCGAUCAUUCUUUUGGAUGAUGUCGAUCGAGUCGACCAACUCAAGGCUUUAGCUGGGGAUCUUGCUUGGUUUGGUCUAGGAAGCAGGAUCAUUAUUACAACCCGAGAAAAGAAAGUUCUAGAUCUAUUUCAUGUAAGUGAUAUUUAUGAACUCGCACUAAUGGGUGAAGGUCAAGCUUUUGAACUCUUCUGCAGGCAUGCAUUUAUAAAAGGCUCGCCGACACCUGACUUAUUUGGCUUGUCCUGGGAUAUCGUGAGGACAACUGGAAGGCUCCCUCUGGCUCUUGAGGUAAUAGGCUCUUCUUUAUCUACAAGCAGUGGGCGCAAGGAGAUAUGGCAAGAUACACUGAAGCAGUUGAAGAAGAAACCCCAUAUGAAGGUCCGAGAUACGUUGAGGAUAAGUUAUGAUGGCUUGGAUCGUGAGCAGCAGGAAAUAUUUGUGGAUAUUGCAUGUUUCUUCAUUGGAACAGAUGCUAGAAUAGUAAAACCCAUGUGGGCUGAUAGUGAUUUUUUCCCUGAAGUUGGAAUUGAGAUCCUUCUCUUGAAGUCACUAAUCAAAAUCACAGGUGACAGUAAGCUAUGGAUGCAUGACCAACUCAGAGACCUUGGCAGGGAAAUUGUGGAACAGGAAAACUAUAAAGAGCCACGGUUGCGUAGUAGAUUGUGGCACAGUGAAGUGGCGAUGCUUGUAUUAGAGAGACAGCCAUGGGAGGGGAUGACAAAAGUUGAGGCCAUCAGUCUAGAAGGAUAUCAGUUCCGCUCGGAAGAUCACUGCAUUGAGGGUGAUCAGUUCACGCAUCUAACAAAUUUGAGGAUCCUUCAGCUAGGAGAGGCAAGUCUUUGUGGAAAUUUCAAGCGUCUUCUACCGGAUUUGCGGUGGCUAAAUUGGCAAUUCUGCAACUCCAAUCCUAUGCCACCAACCAAUUUAGAUCUGAAGAACCUAAUUGUCCUCAAUCUAUCGAGGAGCAUGGUCAGUGAGGAUUGGGCCGGCUGGAGCUUGAUGAAGGUAGCCGCGAAGCUAAAAGUUCUUGAUCUUACAGAAUGCAGGCAUCUAACAAGAACACCCGGUUUCCCAGCAUUUCCAGCUUUAGAGAGACUGAUUCUUCGAUCUUGUCACAACUUGGUCUCCUUUGAUCCAUCAAUAGGGCGACUUAGCGCUCUAGUCUCCUUAGACAUAAGGGGCUGCACGAAACUCAAUUAUUUGCCUCAGCUGGGUUCCGCACUGACUGAGCUUCUGGUUGAUCAUAAAGUUUUUUUGAGUUCCAGGGGAAUGGACACUCGCAAAUGAUUCCCUGACUCCCUAUACCGUUGCCUGAUAGCUGCAGGAGUCCAAACCUUAAGGGAAAUUGAAGAGCUCCGAGUUGGAGAAGAGAUCGGGCCUGCGCUCAUGAGGGAAAUCGAGCAGUCAAAAAUCUGCAUACAUAUCUUCUCAAAGAACUACGCUUCGAGUAAGUGGUGUCUCAGGGAGGUGGCGGAGAUUAUGAAGCUCAAGGAUGAGACGAAGCACGUGAUCAUAUCCAUUUUCUUAGACAUCACGCCAGAUGAAGUUAAGUACCAGACAGGGAGUUAUGCUAAAGCCUUUACCCAGCACGAGAAAAACUACGACUUCGAGACUGUUCAGGAGUGGAGGAAUGCUCUCCAAGAGGUUGUGAAACUGAAAGGGUUUGAACUCAAGAAAGAGGCAAACGGGAAUGAGGGAAAGUUCAUUAAAAAGGUGCUUGUAAGGGUUCUUAACUGUCUGAAGAAACCUUAUCUAGGUGUCACUGAUAUCUUGGUAGGAGUCGAUGAUCAUGUCGAAGCUGUCAAGACAUUGCUGGAGCUUGGAAAGGAAGGUGUUCAAAUUGUUGGAAUAUGGGGCAUGGGUGGAAUUGGGAAAACAACUCUUGCAAAAGUUGUCUACAACCAACUGUUGGAGAAAUUUGAAUCCUCUUGCUUCCUCAAUGACAUUAGGGAAACAUCCUCACAGCACAAGGGUCUUCAGUACUUGCAAAGCAAGCUACUAUCCGACAUCUUAAAUUGUAAGUGUGAAGACUUUGCAAAUACGAAUGAAGGAACCCAGGAGCUCAAGAACAGGCUCCGUGGAAAGAAAGCAAUCAUUCUUUUGGAUGAUGUUGACCAAGUUGAUCAACUCAAGGCUCUAGCUGGGGAUCUUGCUUGGUUUAGUCCAGAAAGCAGGAUUAUAGUUACAACCAGAGAAAAGACAGUUCUAGAUCUAUUUCGAAUAAAGAAUAUCUAUGAACACACUCUACUGAGUGAAUAUCAAGCUUUUAGACUCUUCUGCAAGCAUGCAUUUAUAACAGGCUUACCGACACCUGAUUUUGUUUACUUGUCUUGGGAUAUUGUGAGGACAACUGGAGGUCACCCCUUGACUCUUGAGGUAAUAGGUUCUAGUUUAUCUUUGGAAAACGGGCGCAAGGAUAUAUGGCAAGGAGCACUGGAGAAAUUGAAGAAGAUACCCCCUAGCAAUGUCCAAGAAAAGUUGAGGUUAAGUUAUAAUGGCUUAGAUCAGGAGCAGCAGGAGAUAUUUCUUAAUAUUGCAUGUUCCUUCAUCGGCACAGAUGCUAGAAUUGCAUGUGAGAUUUCCCCAAAAGUUGGAAUUGAGAUCCUUCUCUUUAAGUCAUUGAUUAGAAUAACAGAUAACGGUAAGUUAUGGAUGCACGACCUUCUCAGAGACCUUGGUAGGGAAAUUGUAAGAGAGGAAAACUAUAAAGAGCCACGGUUGCAGAGUAGAUUGUGACCCAGUGAAGAUGUGAUGUAUCUAUUAGAGAGGCAGCCUCAGGAGAGGAUGACAAAAGUUGAAGCCAUCAGUCUAGAAGGAUAUCAGUUCCGCUCGGAAGAUCUCUGCUUUAAGGAUGAUCAGUUUAAGAAUCUACCGAUCUUGAGGAUCCUUCUGUUAGAUAAAGCUAAUCUCAGUGGAAAUUUUGAGCGUAUUCUCCUGAACCUGCGGUGGCUGAGUUGGCACUUCUGCAACUUCAGUCCUACGCUGCCGACCAAUCUAAAUCUGAAGAACCUAAUUGUCCUCGAUCUAUCGAGGAGCAUGGUCAGUGAGGAUUGGGCCGGCUGGAGCUUGAUGAAGGUACCGACAGUUGUCUUUUGCCCGGUUCUGUUUCGGUCAUGCGAUUCAAGCUGAAUAAUCAUCUGAAGAGAAUAUUAUCUCUCUUUCUUCCCCAUCUUUUAAAUUUUUUUUCGUUCCUUCGGGUAGCCGUGAAGCUAAAAGUUCUUGAUCUUACAGAAUGCAACCAUCUAACAAGAACACCCGGUUUCUCAGAAUUUCCAGCUUUAGAGAGACUGAUUCUUCGAAAUUGUCGCAACUUGGUCUCCGUUGAUCCAUCAAUAGAGCUACUUAGCGCUCUAGUCUCCAUAGACAUAAGGGACUGCACGAAACUCGAACAUUUGCCUCAGUUGGGUUCAAUGGACGCACUGACUGAGCUUCUGGUUGAUGGAACCUCUAUACAGGAAUUACCUAUACUGAGAGGUACAGACAAGCUGGGGAAUCUGGAGGCCCUCGGCGCCAACUGACUGCGGAUUGCUUGCUCAAAUUCCAGACUCAUUAGAUAGGGUGCUUAGACUUUGCUCCAUUUAAUAUAUUUUUAAAAUUGCCACAUCCACUCUCUCUCUCCCCUCCACUCUCAUCUGCAACCCCUCUUUGCUCGUCUCUGCUCUCUCCCCUGGUGAUCUCCAUGGAAAUCGUCCUCAAUUCCAUCUCAUCCUCAUCACUUGGAAACGGAUCUGCAGUGGAAUCAGAACCUCACUUCCUUCAAUUCCUAUCUCAGCGGGGCAAUGGAAUGGCGGCUUCUUCCUCGACAAUCAGCACUGCCGCCUACCUCUUCUUCAUCGAGGAUGUCCAUUAAAAAUAAGCCGUGUUAGAUUAUUGAUGUUUUGGGUACAGAUUAUUGAGCUUAGAGUUUUGGGACGCUAUUUUAUUUAAUUGUGUACUUUCCUUUGUGAAUUGAAGUGCGUGGUAUAAUUGAAUUGCUAAAUUGGAGAAAUUAAAAGUGGAAUUCAAAUUGAAA
Punica granatum (pomegranate) is the source of this 5413-nucleotide messenger RNA. The record is from RefSeq and is a predicted model, not a curated record. NCBI's taxonomy places the organism in Eukaryota, Viridiplantae, Streptophyta, Magnoliopsida, Myrtales, Lythraceae.